Brachypodium distachyon (stiff brome) is the source of this 3815-nucleotide messenger RNA. Its product is annotated as alpha,alpha-trehalose-phosphate synthase [UDP-forming] 6. The transcript is spliced from 5 exons. The coding region runs from base 852 to 3455 and encodes 867 amino acids. The record is from RefSeq and is a predicted model, not a curated record. NCBI's taxonomy places the organism in Eukaryota, Viridiplantae, Streptophyta, Magnoliopsida, Poales, Poaceae. Gene Ontology annotation, molecular function: catalytic activity. Gene Ontology annotation, biological process: trehalose biosynthetic process. Gene Ontology annotation, cellular component: cytosol.
CCGUUCGUAAAUUCGCUCCCCCGUUGUGUCAGCAGCUGUUGUCUGCCUUCCGUUGCCGUCUCGCGAGGAGCUGCCAAAAGAUCCAGGCACCACCGGCCAAACACCAGCCUUCCUCUUGAUCUCCGAAUAAACCAGUCAGUCCUCUCUUUGCCCCCUUUCCUUUCUCGUAGCACUCCUACUCUCCUCCUCGCUCACCGUUGAUGCAUCUGCAAGAAUCAGGAAAAAUAUAUGCGGUCUCUGUCGCCCUCUUGUCCAGUUGUCCCGGUCGUGUGAUCAAUUCGAGGACGCCGCCAUGAGCAGCACCUUGUUUGAAGCAGAUCAAAUCAGCAUCAUCACAAGCUGAGAAAUAGAUUGGAUUUCUGCUGCAAAUAGCUCGGCUCUGAGGAGUGAGCUUAUACACUUGCCAGGAUAGAAGAACAUCGCCACCGAUUUGCAAGAGAGGAAAAGGUGUUUUCCCUCGUGUUAAAAGUACUAAAAAAGUGGUCCUUUCUGUCUCUCUCUCUACAAUUACCUCACUCCUCUCACUCUACCGGUCCAAGAAGGAAAGAGGAAAGCCACUCCAGGACGCAGUGAGCAGGCAUCCUCAGGUGGAUGCUUGUUGAGUCCACAGGUUUUGCCAAAAACCACUGAUAUAUUCGAGUUUGCAACUGUUGUGCGAGAGAACUGCGAGCCAAAAUAUCGUCUCCGUUCCUCGCCGAUUGAAGCACCGACGCCCCCCAAUUCUUGCGCUAUUUCGCUCCAAUUCGUCGCCGUUCUUUGGUUCCGUACCUAGAACUGUUCUUUCUCCACCAAAAAAUUCCAAAUCUUUCGUCUGAGACUUUACCCCUAACCCUCGCAAGCACCAGGAAUCCAUGGUGUCCAGCUCCUACUCCAACCUCCUGGACCUGGCCACUGGCGCGGCGGACCAGCCGCCAGCGCCGGCCGCGCUCGGCGCGCUCCGGCGGCGGCUCCCGAGCGUGGUGACCACCCCGGGGCUCAUCGACGACUCCCCGGCGUCCCCCUCCACGCCGUCCCCGGCGCCGCGCCCGCGCACCAUCGUGGUCGCCAACCACCUCCCUAUCCGGGCCCACCCCCCGGCGUCGCCGUCGGAGCCAUGGACCUUCUCCUGGGACGAGGACUCCCUCCUCCGCCACCUCCAGAAGAGCUCGUCCUCCCCCUCCAUGGAAUUCAUCUACAUCGGCUGCCUCCGCAACGACGUCCCGUCGGCCGACCAGGACGCCGUGGCUCAGGCGCUCCUCGAGUCGUACAACUGCGUCCCGGCGUUCAUGUCGGCCGACACCGCCGAGCGCUACUACCAUGGCUUCUGCAAGCAGCACCUCUGGCCGCUGUUCCACUACAUGCUGCCGCUCUCCCCCGACCUCGGCGGCCGCUUCGACCGCCUCCUGUGGCAAGCGUACGUCUCGGCCAACAAGAUAUUCGCCGACAAGGUGCUGGAGGUGAUCAACCCGGACGAAGACUUCGUGUGGGUGCACGACUACCACCUCAUGGUGCUCCCCACCUUCCUGCGCAAGCGCUUCAACCGCAUCAAGCUCGGCUUCUUCCUGCACUCGCCGUUCCCCUCCUCGGAGAUCUACAAGACGCUGCCCGUGCGCGAGGAGCUGCUGCGCGCCCUGCUCAACUCGGACCUCAUCGGCUUCCACACCUUCGACUACGCCCGUCACUUCCUGUCGUGCUGCGGCCGGAUGCUCGGGCUUCCCUAUGAGUCCAAGCGAGGGCACAUUUGCCUCGAGUAUUAUGGCCGGACCGUGAGCAUCAAGAUCCUGCCGGUCGGGGUGUACAUGGAGCAGCUCAAGACGGUGCUCGCAUUGCCAGAGACCGAGGCGAAGGUUGCGGAGCUGAUGGAGACGUACACAGGGAAGGGGAAGGUUGUCAUGCUGGGCGUCGACGACAUGGACAUAUUUAAGGGGAUCAGCCUUAAGCUGCUCGCCAUGGAGGAAAUGUUGCGUCAGCAUCCUGAGUGGCGGGGCAAGCUGGUGCUGGUGCAGGUCGCAAACCCGGCACGAGGCCGGGGUAAGGACGUUGCCGAUGUGCAGGAGGAGACGUAUGCUAUGGUGCGGAGGAUCAAUGAGGCAUAUGGUGCGCCGGGGUAUGAGCCAGUCGUGUUAAUCGAUCAGCCAUUGCAGUUUUAUGAACGCGUCGCUUACUAUGUCAUUGCCGAGGCGUGCCUGGUGACUGCAGUCCGUGACGGCAUGAACUUGAUCCCCUAUGAGUAUGUUGCAUCUCGGCAAGGCAAUGAUAAGCUGGACAGAGUACUGCGGCUGUGCAAACCUGAACAGAAGAAGAGCAUGUUGGUGGUCUCUGAGUUCAUCGGAUGCUCCCCAUCGCUGAGUGGCGCUAUAAGGGUGAACCCAUGGAACAUCGAGGCUGUGGCUGAUGCUAUGGAGAGUGCCCUUGCGCUGCCUGAGAAGGAAAAGAAUAUGCGCCAUGAGAAGCACUACCGCUACGUGGAGAAGCAUGAUGUCGGAUACUGGGCUAAUAGCUUCCUUCAGGACCUUGAGAGGACCUGCAAGGAUCACUCGCAACGGCGGUGCUGGGGAAUUGGGUUUGGCCUGCGGUUUAGAGUGGUCUCGCUCGACCUGAGCUUUAGGAAGCUUGCCAUGGAGCACAUUGUUCAGGCGUACACAAGGUCAAAGACGCGUGCGAUUCUAGUGGACUACGACGGUACGCUGAUGCCACAGGCGAUCAAUAAGAGCCCAACAGACCAAUCGGUCCAGAUACUGAACAGCUUGUGCCGGGACAAGAAAAAUGCAGUGUUCCUUUGCAGUGGGUUCAAACGGCACACUCUCGAUGAUUGGUUUCCUUCUGAGAAUCUUGGCUUGGCAGCGGAGCAUGGCUACUUCAUGAGGUUGAAGAGGGACGCACAAUGGGAAACUUGCAUUCCAGCUGCAGACUGCAGCUGGAUGCAGAUUGCCCGGCCGGUUAUGGAACUCUACACCGAGACAACUGACGGUUCAACCAUCGAGACGAGGGAAACAGUGCUUGUUUGGAACUAUGAGGAUGCAGACCCUGACUUCGGGUCAUGCCAAGCCAAGGAGCUUGUCGAUCAUCUCGAGAGCGUGCUCACAAACGAACCGGUCUCAGUGAAGAGUACCCUACACUCUGUUGUGGCUAAACCGCAGGGUGUGAGCAAAGGCCUGGUGGCACGGCGUAUGCUGGCGUCGCUGCAGGAGAGGGUCAUGCGCCCUGAUUUCGUGCUCUGCAUCGGGGAUGACAAGUCCGACGAGGACAUGUUCCAGUUCAUCAACAGCGCGCCUUGCGGUGACUCGCUCGCAUCCACGGCGGAGGUCUUCGCAUGUACCGUUGGCCGCAAGCCGAGCAAGGCCAAGUACUACCUCGACGACACGGCGGAGGUCGUGAGGCUGAUGCAGGGCCUGGCAUGUGUCUCGGAGCGGCCUCCCUCAGGGAACCUCGCGCGGGAGGAAACCCUGCCACAGUUUGAGGCUUUUGCAGAGUAGUUUUAGAUGUACUAGUUCUGCCCCUAAUGUAGUUGGGAGGGGACAAACCAAUGGAGCAGGUAGGGGGAGGAAAACAGCAUCUGCAUUUCAGUUACAAGAAAGUCAAGCAUCCAGUUCAAAUAUUGGUGCCACUAGCCGAGCAAGGAGGGCAGCACAUGAAAAUAAAUUCGGACAGAAUGUUGUUGUUUUUUAUGGAAGAAGCUCUAGGGGGAGAUGUACUAUCUCACUCAAGUUUAUCCUACUCUGAAUGUUUUCUAGUUCAUGUGAACCAUAUAUCCCAUUUUCAGUGUUCUCUACUUUCUUUGAACCGUAUGUCUACCAUGGAUGAAUGUUCUUGAUAUAUUUAAGUCUAUUAUAUGA